This is a messenger RNA of Bicyclus anynana (squinting bush brown), 3037 nucleotides long. It is a transcript of the gene Hibch, whose product is annotated as 3-hydroxyisobutyryl-CoA hydrolase, mitochondrial. The record is from RefSeq and is a predicted model, not a curated record. Bases 306 to 1403 code for a protein of 365 amino acids. NCBI's taxonomy places the organism in Eukaryota, Metazoa, Arthropoda, Insecta, Lepidoptera, Nymphalidae. Gene Ontology annotation, cellular component: mitochondrion. The transcript has 5 exons. Gene Ontology annotation, molecular function: 3-hydroxyisobutyryl-CoA hydrolase activity. Gene Ontology annotation, biological process: L-valine catabolic process.
UAGUGAGGCAUCCUGCCUCCGUAGUCUGCUGAUUUAGUAAUUCAGUUCUAAUCGCGUUUUUAAGAUGGAAUAAUCGUCUUCUACUUGUUAAGUAUAGUGAAAUAGUGAAGUGUUAAGUAGUGUUAUUAAGAAAAGGAAAGUGAUUAGUGACUUGGGCUAUUAAUUGGUUCAAUUCUUUGUUGAGCAGCUUGAGGCGUCAUGCUGCUUGUCGCGUUAGUGAUUUUGUUCGAUAAUGUUUCGUGAUGAAGUAAUUAUUGAUCUUAAAUUGUUUACUGUGGGCAUGGAGAGCAUGUCGGGCAGGGUUGAUGCUUAAACUAAGAAUAUUUCCUCAAGUUACAUCUAUACUAAAACGCACAAUGUCUACUCAGGAGCCAGAUGUUUUAUUCGAGUCAGUCAGCAAUGCUGGUAUCAUCACACUAAACAGGCCCAAAGCUCUCAACUCCCUCAAUACAUCAAUGGUAACAAAACUGUUACCACAACUACAAGAAAUGGAGAACAGUAAAACCCUAGUCAUAAUUAAAGGGGCCGGCGACAAAGCUUUCUGUGCUGGAGGAGAUGUAAAAAUGGCUAUAGACAAAGUAGAAGGACCAAUAUUCUUCCACACAGAAUAUAAUGUCAAUUAUCUCAUUGGAAAAUACAAAAUUCCAUACAUAGCUUUUCUUAAUGGGAUAACAAUGGGAGGUGGCUUAGGUUUAUCCGUUCACGGAAGGUACAGGGUGGCUACAGAAAAAACCAUGAUAGCAAUGCCGGAGACUAAAAUUGGGUUGUUCCCUGAUGUGGGGGGUUCUUAUUUCUUGCCAAGACUGCCAGUUAAUUUAGGACUCUAUUUGGGCUUGACAGGUGAUAGACUAAAAGGAAAGGAUGUAGUUAAAGCUGGUAUCGCCACACAUUUUGUGUCAAGCAAGCGUCUGUAUGAACUGGAGAAGCUGCUAUUGAGAUGCACCAGCGAUGUGGAGGUGGAUAACUUGUUGAACAAGUUCAAUGAGCCACCCGAGGAGUUCUCCCUGGCUCCGAACAUCAAACACAUCAACUACUGCUUCGCUGCUUCCACUGUUGAAGAAAUCAUAGAGAGGCUGGAGAAAGUGAAGAAUGAUUGGUCCGUCAAAACUAUAGAGACACUGCACCAAAUGUGCCCCGGCUCGCUGAAGAUCACGAUGCGUGCGCUGCAGCGCGGCGCACAAUUGGACCUGCCGCAGUGCCUCAAGAUGGAGUACCGCCUCGCCUGCCGCGCCACAGAGAACCAUGACUUCCCUGAAGGUGUCCGAGCUUUGCUCAUCGACAAAGACAAUAAGCCUCAGUGGCAACACAAGACAUUGGCCGAUGUGGACGAGGACUACGUGGAGGAAUACUUUAAGAGACUACCGCAGGAGAGAGAGCUACAGUUCUUUGAUGCUAAGCUUUAAGCUAAACUUGUCUCGACAUACAGUUAUGUAACCUUCAGUCAAUGUAUUGGUAAGAAAAGUUUUGUCGCUUAUGAACUUUGUUCACAUGUCAUUGAAUGUUUCCAGAAUUUUAAAAAAGAUUCUUUAGGGGCAUAGCACACAUCAACUCAAAAAGCGAAUUGUAACCACGAACUGUAAGUUUGUCCUGAGGCGAGAUGAUUAUGUGAUUCUGAUUAGUGUGUUUUGCAGUGGUAUCAGAUAUACUGGAUGGCUCGAGUUGAUAUGGUGUUGAACCCUUUCUAAGUUAUUCGUUUUGUGUGUGCUUUGACCCAAAAAGGAACAACUUUUGCUAAUGAAAUAAUCAACUAAUAAAUCAAAAUGUCAAUGACGUUAAGCCAUUCAAGAUUUUUUAUUGUGAUUUUGAAAUUACAAAAGUUGUUUACAUCUUUUAAACGUAAUAUACUUUUGGGAUGAUGUUUAAAUUAAAGACACAUUGCAUUGAACUAUUAUAAUUUUGAAUAAUAUGACAGAAAAUGUUGCUUAAGUAGAAAGUUGAAACUUUUGUAAAUAAGUAUAAAAUAUUGCAUGAAAGGCUUAAAAAUACGGCUUUGUAAUAAAAGUCUAAAGUGCAGUUCACACUGCCGUUGUAUUUGUAAAACAUAAUUAUGUAUGAUGAUAUUAUUUUUUGAAUGAUUUUAUGUUUUGAUACUGGGAUUGUAACAGGGUGAAUCAGGCAUUUACUUAAAAAUAAUAAUUAUUAUUAUUAUUUGUACGGAAUCCACUCCAAAUGUAUAACAUUGGCCAUUGGCAUUAUAGCAAGCCAUAUUAUAGUUAAGUAUAGUACUUUUUAUUAGCAGCUAUCUAUGUUGAAGUUUUACAAUGCCAUUCUAUUUUUAAUUUUUGGUUAAGGCUCUGGGUUCUAAACAUUUUUAACUUAAUGUCAUUAUAAAUGAGUGAUAAAUCACAGACAGACAAUAAAUACAUUUAUACUAGAAACAUUUAUUACAAGUACAUAUAAUAAUUGUUGAUAAAUAUUUAAAAAAAAUAGUGGCUUAUUGUGUACCUAAUGUCAUUAAAACGAAAACUUGAUUGAUGUAGAUUGAAAAUACGUAUAUUUUAUAAGUAGGCUGUUAUAUAUUACAUAAUUUGAUAUUUUUAUUGCAUGCAUGCUCGAAAAGUUAUAUAUAUUUUUUUAUAUUUAAUAUACAAUUAAUUAUUAUCAGUAUAGACUACCAAGAUGCAGAAGAAUAGACUGUCCCCGUAAAUUAUAAAUGAAUGGAAAUUGUUUCAUCUACUAUCUUUGAUUGUUCAAAUCAGUGUCUAUCCUCAUGACAUAUAAGGAAGAAUAAAACACAUAAAUGUUCGCACAGCUUUAUACAUUCAGAUCUAUAAUAUUUUAUAAAUAGUAUAUUUUAUAUAGUGUAUAUAUAUGUAAUGUUAAACAAACAGUUAUUAAAUAACUGUUAGUUAUAAAAUAACUGCAUAACAACCAUAUAUCUACAUGAGCUAUUGCUUAUUUGAGUUCAAGUUGUGCGUACCAUAAAUAACGAAGCAAGUUUAAUUUGUAAUUUAUAUUAUUUCUACUGAUUUUGUACUGUAAUGUGAUGGAGUCAAAAGACUGUUAGCUGUUGGACUCAAUAAAGGAGUAUAUUGUA